AUGCUGCAGAUGGGAGAUGAAGUCACCCUGUACUCGGUCGUCUUCGUGGUCGUCCUGCUGGGGACCCGGAGCCCGGUUUGGACCACCGUCCUCACCGCCUCUCUCUACCUCUUUCUGGCCAUGUUCUGUUUCCCCCAGGUACCGACCAGCCGAGCCCGGCAGGUGCUGCACCCAGCCAAGGGCUUGUCGGUGGUCGCUCACCGGGGCGGUGGGCACGACGCACCGGAGAACACGAUAGUCGCCAUUCGGGAGGCCAGUAAGAAUGGGGCGACAGGUGUGGAGUUGGACCUGGAGUUCUCAGCAGACGGCGUUCCAAUACUGAUGCACGAUGAGACUGUGGACCGGACCACUAACGGUUCGGGACCACUCAGUCAGAUGACCCUGUCCGAUUUGGGGAGACUGGAUGCAGCUGCUAAACAUCGACUUAAGGACAGGUUUGCUGGAGAGAAGAUCCCAACUCUUGACGAGGCGGUGGAGGAAUGUAUCAAGCUGCAGCUCACCAUCUAUUUUGAUGUCAAAGGUCAUCCAGAUGAGGCAGCUGCAGCCCUCAAAGAAUUGUAUAAAAAACACCCAGUCCUCUACAACAGCAGCAUUGUCUGCUCUUUCGAGCCCAGAGUUAUCUACAAGAUGAGACAGAGCGACCCAGAAGUGGUCACAGCAUUGACCCACCGGCCAUGGAGCCUGAGUCGGUUAGGAGAUGGCGUCCCGCGUUUCUCAUCGCUAUGGAAACACAAUUGGAUGACACUAAUGGACAUGGUGUUUGACUGGGCACACCAUCACGUGCUGUGGAAGCUGUGUGGCAUCUCAGCCUUCCUCAUCCAGAAGAACUUUGUCUCAGUGGACUAUGUGCAGUACUGGGCCCAGAGGGGGGUGGAAGUGGUAGCCUGGACAGUCAACACAAAAGUGGAGAAAGAGUACUACCAGGAGCUGCUGCAAGUCAACUACAUCACAGACAGCCUUGUGGAAGACUGUGAACCCCAUUACUGAGACACACAUGAACCCAGCACAGGAUGUGUUCCCACAUAUAGUCAUUAAAAAGAUCAAAUCCAUAUGAAAGGCCUUUUCACUGUCUACUUGUCACCCAUAAUUUGGCCUCAGGUAAGAGAACACAUGCCACUCCUAUUCCUAUGCACUAUGCAUUAUUGCGAAUGUGUGUAGGAUUAUUUGAGGCAAUCAAACUGACCAGACUGGUUGCUAUACUUAAUAACAAGAGGCAUGACACGCCAUUUAUAGACAUUUUGGCAAUAAGUGUCUAUAAUAGACCUUAAUCAAAUGUACUGUAUUCACCAACUCAGGACUGCAAUUAUGUUUGUUUUCUUUUUAAUUCUGUCUGUCUUACUGUCUUACAAGACCUACAAUAUAUGUAUAUUGUAUCAUACGGUCUGCUUUUUACUCAGUAAAGGUGAUUAGGUCUGGCAUAAACCACCUAGAAAUUAUUUUGGUCACUCGUAAAAAAAAACGAAUACAUAUUUAGAACUAAUAUGAAUAAACAUUUUAUAUAUUUGACAUAGGUGCAUAUGGAACUGAAAUGUAGAAUAGAUGGAUACAGAUAGUGCAUCAGGUGCUAAUUUAUUGUUCUUUGGGUUCUGAAAAGGAGCUAUGGCUGCUCGAAGUACAGUCCACCAAAGGAUCUAAUAACAUGAAAUAAACUAAUAACACUAACAAUGUCUCUGUUGCAUUUAGGUGUGGAAGCCAGUGAGCCAGCAUCUGAAAUAUCAGAUGAACUGGACUGGAAAACCUAAAUGAAAUGCAGCCAUUGUUGUUAAUUACUGGUAUCUGUGUUUGACCAAAGGUAAAUUCACCUUCAGAAAGGUUUUCAGACUCAACAGUGCUCUGAAAUAUAUAGAUAAGACUGCUAGAUUAAUUCAAUUUAUAAACUCUUUGACUCGAAUAUUAACCUCAUCUGCAUUUUGUUUGAUUUAAUCUAAGCAUACUUAACAAUUUAAGAAACAAAGGAAAAAAGUAAAAGGCUUAUUUCAGUUAGUCUUAAAAGCGGAAAGAAUCAAAUCAUGAAUAUUUUAUUUUAAAUAAUUGAAUGCUUUGUGGUGAUGCAGAGUAGGCGGUAGAGCGGACAUACUGUGUGUAUAAAAUGCUGUGGGUUGGGUGCCCGGGUCGCUCAGUUGGUAGUACUUAGCGCCUAUAACUAGAGGUUUACUCCUCAACACAGCGACCGCGGGUUCGACUCUGACCUAACAUAACCCAGAAGAGUGUAAGAAAAACAAAACAUGUAACAUACAGUAUACAAAGACUAUUUGACAUACAUAAACAGAGAUUGUGAACACAAAGAAUAUAAAACAUAUAAAGACAGUAUUUGACUAAACCAGGGUUUCCGCGGGUCAUUAAAAAGCAUGAAAAGUAAUUAAAUAGAUUUUGUGAAAAUUCAGGCAUGAACUGGCAUGAAAAAGCAUGAACUUUGAUGUUCAAAGGCAUUAAAAAUUAUGUAAACUUGAUGGAAUAAAAACAUUGUUUUUCACGA
Perca fluviatilis (European perch) is the source of this 2476-nucleotide messenger RNA. It is a transcript of the gene gde1, whose product is annotated as glycerophosphodiester phosphodiesterase 1. Bases 1 to 987 code for a protein of 328 amino acids. The record is from RefSeq and is a predicted model, not a curated record. Gene Ontology annotation, molecular function: phosphoric diester hydrolase activity. NCBI's taxonomy places the organism in Eukaryota, Metazoa, Chordata, Actinopteri, Perciformes, Percidae. The transcript is spliced from 6 exons. Gene Ontology annotation, biological process: lipid metabolic process.